AGAGAGAGAGAGAGAGAGAGAGAGAGAGAGAGAGAGAGAGCAGCAGCAAGAGCACACAGCAACGACGGCGCUCUGAUUCAAAUCAGCCGCCGCGCGCCGUGCGCCAAUCGCCGCGCGACACCACGGUGGUUGUUGUCGCGCGCCCGCCAAUCGUCCGUGAUGCUGCACGUGAGGCGCGUCGCGACAUCGGGCCUUCUCGCCGAAGCACCGCCGUUCGCUGUCUGGCUAAGCCGCGGCGUCGCUGCGCCGGCCGCUGGGACGUCCCGACGCGCGGUGGGCGACCGCGCCAUCAACCGCGGCGAGGUGUCGCGCGAGGUGAUGCGCCAGAAUUACCUACGAGUGCUCGACAAGUGCAAGUCGAAGAAGCUUCCGCAGGAUGUGAACCCGAAGGGUGUCUUCGCAUGCAACGAGCUCGACUUGAAAGAGGUCCAAGUCUAUGGAUUCGAUUACGAUUACACGCUGGCGUGCUACAAGCCGUCCAUGGACCACUUGCUCUACAGCCUGGGACGCGAUAUGCUCAUCAAGAAGUACAAGUACCCGGAGGGAAUUGCCAAUCUGGAGUACAGAGAAAAUUUCGCCGUCCGCGGCCUCCAUUACGACAUCGAAAAGGGUCUUCUCCUGAAGCUCGACAGCUUCUUGCAAAUUCAAUUUGGCACCGUUUACCGUGGUUUACAUCAGGUGCCCGACGACGAGGUCCUCCGGAUCUAUAAAAAUAGGAUAAUACCGAUAGCCUACGUGGAAGCACCGCAUAAACACUCUCACAAGGACGCUCUGCAUCGCACAAAAAUGGUCCAAUUGGCCGAUCUAUUCUCUGUGCCAGAGAUGGUCCUAUUGUGCAACGUCACGGAGUAUUUCCUGCGCAAUCACAUCGAUUAUCACCCGGAGAUACUGUUUAGGGACGUCAAGAAUUCCGUGCAAAGCUGCCACCCUAUAAUGCACCAACUAGUCGUGGAAAAUGUAUCGGAGUACCUGGAGCAGAAUAAAGACCUGAAGCGAUUUUUCAAGCGGCUGCAAAAGGCGAAGAAGAAUAUGUUCCUGGUCACAAACAGUCCUUUCCACUUUGUCGACAAGGGUAUGCAGUUUCUGGUGGGCGAGAACUGGAAGGACUACUUCGACGUGGUGAUCGUACAAGCGAGGAAACCGAGAUUCUUCACCGAGGAGUCGCGCCCGCUGAGGAUCUACGAUGAAGUCAAGCAAACGCAACUCUGGGAUCGCGUUACCAGGCUCGACAAGGGCGUCAUAUAUCUUGAAGGCACGGUCAAGCAGUUGCAGGAUAUGACCGGAUGGCGGGGACAUCAGGUAUUAUACUUUGGCGAUCACCCAUACAGCGACUUGGCGGACGUGACCUUGGAACACGGCUGGCGAACGGGGGCGAUAAUCAAGGAAUUAACGCACGAGAUCGAAACUUUGAACGACCCGAAGUUCAAAGAGAACGCGAACUGGCUUCAGAUGUUAACCGGCCUGAUCGAGGAGCAUCAGGAUUACGAAGGGCCUGAAGUGCAGAACGUGCUGGACGAAUGGAUGGAGGAGCGGGAUCAACUGCGAAACGAGAUCAAGUCGGUCUUCAACAAGCAGUUCGGCUCGGUGUUCAGAACGUACCACAACCCGACUUAUUUCUCCCGGAGGCUCUUCCGAUUCGCCGACAUCUACAUGAGCACGAUCACGAAUCUCUUGGAAUAUUCCACCAGUCACACCUUUUAUCCCAGACGGGGAGUGAUGCCGCACGAGUACACCAGUUACUUCGUGUGAGCGUCCUCGAGAUUUUUCUCGAAGUUGUCAAUCUUCGUUGCCGCCGUUUGCGUAAGUAGCGAGCGUCUUUAGAACGUGCAAUAAAAAUAGCCCGUAUUAUUAUGCCAGCGAUAGCAAGCCGAUAGCAAGCAGUAUUCCCGGUCGCGAGCGAAGUCCGAUACCUUCGCAACGUGGAAGGUCGCGACUCGCUGAAAAUACGCCAUGGCUUUCUUCUUCUACUCCACGUUCCGCCUUAUUACCAGCUACGCACGCGUAAUUACACGUAUAUGGCAUGUAAAUCUAUAUCGAUGAAUGUUAAUGCGCUUUUACAGCCGCGCAGGUACAGCUAAUUUGCAUUGAAAUGCAUGUAAAAUCGGUCGGGGCGUACGUAUCACACGAGAGCUCUUACAUCAUUAUUACCAUGACAAUAGCCGUAUUAUGUAAAGCGAAAUGAUAUGUAUAUCAUGUUGUAGCGAGUAAAACGCGCGUAGAACAGGAAACCGUGUAAAAGUUCAACAACUGUGUACAAAGUGUGUACAAAGUGUGUUAUAUUGGGAGACUCGUUAAAUAUUCAAAGAUAUUCUGUAUAAUGGUUAACGGAGAGUUUAUUUUUAGCGAAUUAUACAACAAAGAGAUAUUCAUGUGUGCGGAGCGAAAUGCCAGUUAUCACCAGUAGAAAAAGUGCCGAUCCGGAUCGCGCUGGUGUUUGAUUACUUUUUGCUGAGAGAUUUACGCUCGUUAUUAACGCAUGAUGAAUUCGAAAUGUGACUUCCUCGCAAAUUUACGAGUAGUGCGUGUCUCUGCGUAAAUGAAGUAUGCGAAUGCAAGUAUCUCGUCAUUAAUUGUCUGACUGAAGUCUACAUAAACUAACUGAAGAAGUCGAGCAAUUAUUUUGUUCGAUUUCCUACGUCGUUAUUAAUUUUUUCUUUUUCUUGUAUUAUUCUUUGCUGAAUUUUGUCGUUUCCGGUAUGAUAUUGUGUAUUCUUUAUCUUAAAGUUGAAGGUAUACGAGUGAAUUUUUAGUUAUAGGAGGUUCAUAAACGUGUUCAUGAAAACAUAAAGUUGCAUAACUUAAAGUGAA
This is a messenger RNA of Harpegnathos saltator (Jerdon's jumping ant), 2808 nucleotides long. It is a transcript of the gene Nt5c, whose product is annotated as 5' nucleotidase C. NCBI's taxonomy places the organism in Eukaryota, Metazoa, Arthropoda, Insecta, Hymenoptera, Formicidae. Bases 160 to 1749 code for a protein of 529 amino acids. The record is from RefSeq and is a predicted model, not a curated record. The transcript has 8 exons. Gene Ontology annotation, molecular function: 5'-nucleotidase activity.